AUGGAACAAUUACAACUCCAAGUAGAGUCUCGAUUGUUCGAACAAGAUGAGAAGGGUUUGGCUGAAAUGAUAGGACUAUUGGGAAUCGACGAUGACCUUGCGGGUAAAAGUAAGAUGCAGAGAAUCAAAAUUAUUACGAAAACCAUCGACAGCAAAAUGGCGGGCGAUGAAAAGGAAGCACGAGCGUGCCUCGAACAGCUACUUGCUUUUGUCACCGGCAAUGUACCGCCCCUCGAAGAGGUAGAGCAAAAACCAGCAGCUUCAGGAGUAAAAACGGAGAAACAAUCUUCUGACGGAGGACCUAAACAAGAAAAGGGAGUGGAAGAUAUAUUGAGUCAGUUAGCGAAAACAAAGUCGAGUUCAUCUUUGCUACGGCGCGAAUUUAAGAUUUCUGGUCAGAUCGGCAAACCAGGGCAAACAGAGAAACUAACUUUUGUUUCCUUAAUGCAUCAAAUAGACUCAGGGCUAAAACGUGAUUACCAAGAAAAUGAAAUUGUGGAUGCAGUGAUACGUGCCAUAUCUCCACACAGUAGUCUUCGGAGCUAUGUUGAGACUCUAAGUGACCUCUCACUAGCUAAGCUACGAAGGAUCCUUCGUGUCCAUUAUAGAGAGAAAACAGCCUCAGAGGUGUAUCAGCAAUUGGCCACCGUGUGCCAACACAGUAGUGGUGAAUCCCCACAACAGUUCCUUCUCCGUGCGCUGGACUUGCGUAACAAGGUGAAUUUUGCAAGUAAGGAGUCAGAUUGCGAGUUCAAUUACGGUGCCUCCCUGAUUCAGAAAACCUUUGUAAAAUCAUUUGAAACCGGUCUUCGUGAUGACAAUCCUUGCAUCUAA
Molecule: messenger RNA, 834 nt
Organism: Porites lobata
Lineage: Eukaryota; Metazoa; Cnidaria; Anthozoa; Scleractinia; Poritidae
Source: the annotation of a GenBank genome assembly